Molecule: messenger RNA, 1855 nt
Organism: Schistosoma mattheei
Lineage: Eukaryota; Metazoa; Platyhelminthes; Trematoda; Strigeidida; Schistosomatidae
Source: the annotation of a GenBank genome assembly
CGUUGAUGAUUUUUGUACAGUUGCGCUACAAAUCAAGUUCUCUCUAAGGUCAGUGGAAUAACUGCACAAAUCCAAAUAACGUGUUUCCGUAUCAUAUCAUGCUCCUCAACUAUAGAAUUGUUUUUGUCGGUUCAUAUAUAAGAGCGAAUUGUCAUGUCGAAUUCUCAUAACUUUGCCCGAAUUUGAACUGCUUGCUGGUAAUAUAACCAAAGACUUUCAAGAUAACCAACAAAUGGAAGUGGAUAUUAAUGUUGAUGUCAGCAAUGUGACCUCUGGAACAGGCUCUGCAUCAGUGCUCUUACAUCCACUUGUUAUUUUGAAUAUAUCUGAACAUUGGACGCGUAACAAAGUGAAGGAAAACUCUAUAGCUGUUACAGUGUAUGGAGCUUUACUCGGGAAACAAGAAGGUCACCAUGUUGAAAUAUCAAAUUCCUUUGAGUUAUUACUUGAUGAACCACACAUGUCAGUUAACUCUGAGUUUUACAGCACCCGUGAAUCUCAAUGCAAACAAGUUUAUCCAGAUUUAGACAUAGUUGGUUGGUAUACCACUGGUGGUGCUAUCAAUGAAAAAGAUGAGUUAUUCAACAGACAGAUGCUAGAACUUAAUGAAUCUCUCCUCAUAUUAAAAUUAGACCCUCUACAAACAUGUGGAGAGAACCUGCCAAUCGGGGUUUAUGAGUCGGUAGUGGAUAACGAUGGCAGAGUUCACUUUAGACAGGUACUAUAUACUUUAGCAACUGAUGAAGCAGAACGUAUUGGUAUCGAUUAUGUUGCACGUAUUUCGAUGUCAUCUACUGAUCAGACUUCAUCAAUGACUGCGGAACAUUUACUAGGAAAUUAUCAGGCCAUUCAAAUGUUAAGCAGUCGCCUUCAGCUAAUAAGAUCUUAUGUCGCAGCUGUUGCAGCAGGAGAAUUACCACCGAAUAGAGCACGACUGAGGGAGAUCAAUGCUUUAGUCAAACGAAUUCCUUUCAUGCCUCCUUCAGCAGCCGAACAAAAUGAUAAUUUGUACCGUCAAGCCAAUGAUGUAUGUCUGACAGCAUUGCUUGCCAGCAUAACUCAAGGUUUACAUACACUCUACGGUUGUAUGAUCAAAACAUCUCACGUUAUAGAUCGCCGAUCUAUUCCUUUGAGUGUGGGAAGUGGAAUUAUGGACUCAGGUUCCAGCCGUUUUGCUAAAGUUUCCCACUCAAUGGGUAAUUCUAAUUGAGAAGGCAAAAUGUGUAUUUUGUGAAUAGAGUCAGCUUACGUUAUAUAAACCGAGAAUAGAUUUCUGUAGUUGUACAUAUCGACGUCACAAUUUUCUUCGAUUCACAAUACUCAAGAACCAUUUGGAUAAAAUCAUAUAUUUGAUUGUACGUUGGCUUGUAUAUAAUCAUAUACUGUACUGUGGCAACUUGGACAAUUCUAUGGCCUUUUUGUUUUGAUUCUGAUACAUAAUCUUUGUCACAGCAGAAAUUCAUCGUCAAUUCACUAUUUUACCAAUAAAUAAAGAUGAUGAAAACCAUAAAAUGUAAAUAUAGCUAGAAUUUAAUUCCAUGUCCUAGUGGCUGAAAGUUAAGGGCUAAUAAUAGUCUCCAAAUAUCAGAGUUCGGCCAUCUAUUCGCAUAUUAGUUUGUUGUUAUUUCUAUUAAUAGUUUGAGCUAGCUUCUCACUUAUUUUCAAAAAGACUGAGUAAUACUAUGCUCAUCAUAGUGUUAACCAUGAAAUGAAUCUUUUCACUUAGAUUCAAAAUUCAUUUCUGUAACAAACAACUUUCUUAAAGUGUUUGAUUCUCACUAAUGGAUAAACUAAGUAAUCAACAAAUAUAAAUAAUUUCAAUGGUUGAGAUCAUGAGUCAAUUGAAGAUAGACCA